Molecule: messenger RNA, 1689 nt
Organism: Arachis duranensis
Lineage: Eukaryota; Viridiplantae; Streptophyta; Magnoliopsida; Fabales; Fabaceae
Product: acyl-CoA-binding domain-containing protein 3
Exons: 5
Coding region: 223-1398 (391 amino acids)
Biological process (GO): fatty acid metabolic process
Molecular function (GO): fatty-acyl-CoA binding
Source: RefSeq, a predicted model, not a curated record
AAGUUGAAAAAAACCGCAGAAUAUGCUUUUCUCUGCUCAUCAAAUUAUCCUUUUCCUCUCUUCCUUCACCGCUUUUCUUCCUUUCUUCUUCUUCUUCCAAACAUUCUCUCUCUAAAUUCUAAUCACACUUUCUUAUUCUAAUCCCUAUUCUUAACCUCUUACUUCUUCAUUAUCAUCGAUCAAAAUUCAGCGUAAACUUGUUCGUUUGUUUGUUAGUUAGUUAUGGAGCUUGUAACUGCAAGCGAUCUUUUUGUAACCGCUUCCUUAGCGCUGCUUCUCUCUCUUCUUGUUGCCAAGCUUGUUUCCAUGGCCAUGGCUUCUGAUCCUAACACUCACAAUUCACAUCAUCAACAACAACAACAAACCCUUGUGACUCUGCAGCAGGAACGGUUAACGGUUCAGAAGCCUCAUAGUGAGAGAAAGGUGGAGUUUCUGAGUCCAAUUCAGAUUUCGACGAAUGUCGAGACAGCUCGGAACAGGGAAGAAGAGUCUAAGGUUGAAAUUGAGUCCAGAGUUGUUGAUUUUGGAGUUGAAGCCUUAUCAACCAUUGCUGAGUUGAGCGAGGAACACGUGGCGGCAGCGGAGGAGGCGGCAGAAGAAGAAGAAGGAGAGGUCAUUGAGACCAAUGGCGACAGUGAAGAAUUUGAUCCUCGUGAAGCAGUUGAGGAUUCUAUGGAACAGAGGAAAACAGAACCAGUGGAGGAUUUUGAAGAACAGAAAGAAACAGAACCUGUGAAAGAUUCUGAAGAGCAAAGAGAAACAGAGGAUUGUGAGGAGCAGAGAGAAGAAGAAUGCUUGCAAGUUUGUGAAGAACAGAGAGAAACAGAGUGUUGUGAAGAACAGAAAGAUUGUUCCGAAGAUUGUGAAGAACAGAGGAAAACAGAGGGAAUCACGGUCGAACCGUUCGAUGAUGAUGGUUGGGAAGGGAUUGAAAGGAGUGAAUUGGAGAAGGAAUUCAUAUCGGCUUCCGAAUUCGUGGUUGGUGGAGGUGGUAAUGGUUUAGGAAGUGAUGUGCUAAUGGAGUUGUAUGGUCUUCACAAAGUUGCAACAGAGGGUCCUUGUCAUGAACCUCAACCAAUGCCUCUCAAGCUCAAUGCACGUGCAAAGUGGAAUGCUUGGCAAAAGCUGGGAAACAUGACUCCGGAUGCUGCAAUGGAGAAGUAUAUCAGCGUUCUUUCGGAUAAAGCUCUCGGGUGGAUCAAAGAUACUUCGGAUGGAACAAUUGAACUUGAACCAAAAGGGUCAGAGGUUUCUGAGUUUGCUGUUCCUGAAUCGAGCACAUCUUUGUCUCAUCCACAAAUGACCAUAAAUGAAAGGGAACUUGAACAUGAAUCUGGUGCCCAAGAUCAUAGCACACCUGCAGAGACAGAGAAGAACAAUAUUUAUUUCAGCAACUAGAAUUCUUCUCAAGUAUAUGCAAGCUAGCUUAGCAUGGAAAUUUUCAGGUUAAGAAAUGAUGGAACCUUUCUGCUCAAAUCUCAUGCCAUAUGGCAUUUUCCAACAUUUAUCUCUGCAAAAUGAAGACUGAUUCCAAGAUUGGAAGUUUGUUUUGAAGUGAUGCAAGAUUCUUGGGGUGUUUGCUUUCUCAUUUGUUCCUUAAGGCGUGUGCUGAAAAUGAAGUAUUGUUAAAUUGGAAGUGUUAAUACACAUUGUAAAUAAAUAAAUGCAUGUAUAUAUGAAUUAGUAGUA